GCGCGGAGCCCGUGGCCGCGCCCGCUCCCACAGGGGGCUCGUCGCUGGGCGGCCGGGCUAUGGGGGAAGCUGAGGUGGGCGGCGGGGGCGCGGCGGGCGACAAGGGGCCGGGGGAGGCGACCACCAGCCCGGCCGAGGAGACGGUGGUGUGGAGCCCCGAGGUGGAGGUGUGCCUCUUCCACGCCAUGCUGGGCCACAAGCCCGUCGGUGUGAACCGCCACUUCCACAUGAUCUGCAUCAGGGACAAGUUCAGCCAGAACAUCGGCCGGCAGGUGCCGUCCAAGGUCAUCUGGGACCACCUGAGCACCAUGUACGACAUGCAGGCGCUGCAUGAAUCUGAGAUUCUUCCAUUCCCAAACCUAGAGAGGAACUUCGUCCUUCCAGAAGAAAUCAUUCAGGAAGUCCGGGAAGGAAAAGUGAUCAUUGAGGAGGAAAUGAAGGAAGAAAUGAAGGAAGAUGUGGACCCCCACAACGGGGCCGAUGAUGUUUUCUCAUCUUCAGGAAGCUUGGGGAAAGCAACCGAAAAGUCCGGCAAAGACAAAGACAAGAACUCCUCAGACUUGGGGGCCAAGGAAGGGGCGGACAAGCGCAAGCGCAGCCGGGUCACCGACAAGGUCCUGACCGCGAACAGCAACCCUUCCAGCCCCAGUGCCGCCAAGCGGCGCCGAACAUAGAUUCUCCAUGGGGAUGGGCGGGCGGGGCCGUGGUCACCAGGCCACUGGGGUCCGAUGCUCUGGCCCCUGCUGCCUGCCCUGGGGCCUGGGGGUUCCACGGCACCCACUCACCAUCUGGGGCUCAGACGGACCCCAAAGACCAGGACUGCCCUGCCCUCAAGAGCUUUGUGACCCAGGCUCGUCUGUGCAUCACCCACCCUACAGCCAAUGCGGGCUGAGGGUCCCGGCCGCGGGCGGCAGAGAAGGCUUGGAACAGCAAGCAAUAAAACACCACCUCCCCCACCAGUCUUCCUGGGGUGAGGCUCUCUGUGCACUGCUCUUGUUCAACUGACUGUGACCUCAGGAGAAAGCGAGGCCAUCGAGCUGCACACGAGGCCUCUCCGUCACCGCCGAGGAAGCUGGGGACUGGACGUUUUGCCUCAUUCACUGUACUGUAACGAUGUAUAUAAUUUGGUUGCUAUUUAAUUUUUAAGAAACCUAUUUUACUAGUGUUUUAUAUGAAAAACAUACUGCAGAAGUGAAAAACCUGUGUUGUAUUUUUUCUGAGAUGUUUUGAGGUAAUGACCCCUGAGAUGCUUUUUGCUCAGUUUUUAUAUGCCAGAUAUAAAGAAUUUGUAGUGGUUAUUUUUGUAUUACCGAGUAACUUGCAAACCGACCGAUGAAUGAGUGGAGGGGAAGGCACGCUGCAGAGCUGACGGGACUACACUCCGUUUGCCGAACAUUAAAGCACAGGAAAGUAA
Messenger RNA from Hipposideros armiger (great roundleaf bat), 1414 nucleotides. RefSeq names its product MRG domain binding protein (gene MRGBP). Lineage: Eukaryota; Metazoa; Chordata; Mammalia; Chiroptera; Hipposideridae. The record is from RefSeq and is a predicted model, not a curated record. Gene Ontology annotation, biological process: regulation of transcription by RNA polymerase II. Gene Ontology annotation, cellular component: NuA4 histone acetyltransferase complex; nucleus. The transcript is spliced from 5 exons. The coding region runs from base 60 to 674 and encodes 204 amino acids.